Balaenoptera ricei (Rice's whale) is the source of this 4945-nucleotide messenger RNA. It is a transcript of the gene GAB1, whose product is annotated as GRB2 associated binding protein 1. The transcript is spliced from 12 exons. NCBI's taxonomy places the organism in Eukaryota, Metazoa, Chordata, Mammalia, Artiodactyla, Balaenopteridae. The coding region runs from base 853 to 3108 and encodes 751 amino acids. The record is from RefSeq and is a predicted model, not a curated record.
CAGAACCUGCCGCGCGCCCGGGGGUGGGGGAGGCGGCGCGGGAGGAGCGCGAGGGGACUGGACGGUGGGCUCGGUCCCCGCAGCCGAGAGCCUCGUUCCUUCGCCGCCCUCCGCCCUCUCUCUCCCGCAGCGGCGGCGAGCGCGGACCCACCCUCCGGCGGGACCUCUGCCCUGCCCAGCGACGCCGAGCCGGCGGCUCCCUCCGUGGCCCUGGACCAGCCCUGCGCCCGCUGUCCAAGGGACCCUCGCGGCUUCCCCUUUCCUCCCGGCUGCCCGGGCGCCGCGGGGAAGUGACCCACCCUCCCGCGAGGAGGGGGAAGGAGAGGAUCGCGCAGGGCGCACCGAAACCGAGAGCGGUCGAGUCGGAGUGGGCACCGCGCAGGGGCAUUGUGUGUGUGUGUGUGUGUGUGUGUGAGUGUGGGUGUGCGCGCGUGCAGCGUCGUGUCUGUCUAGAGAGCGCUCUGGGAGGUCCCGUCCCGAGGGGGCGGAGCGCAGGGGGCCGAGGCUUGGGCUCCGUGCCGGGGCAGAGUCCCGUUGAGCCCGAGCGCGACGGAGGCAGCCGGCGGGACGACGCGCCUGGCGGCUGGGCGGGCGCACUGAAGGGAGGCCGGGGCACCCUCGGCCCGGCCGCAGACCCUGCCCCGAGGUAUCGGCCUCGGCGGCGCGGCCCGCUUCUACUCACGUCCGCGGACCUGCUUGCGGGGAAGAAGCUCGGAGGCCGAGAGCCGGCGCGCCACGGAGCCCGUCCGCCCGGGGUGCGCCGCCGGAGAGCUAGGUCCCCGCCGCUGCGCGGCUGUCCGGCGUCGGCGGUGUCGGGAGCGCGCCCGGCCCGGAGCCGGAGAGGCGCGCACCAUGAGCGGCGGUGAAGUGGUCUGCUCCGGGUGGCUCCGCAAGUCACCCCCGGAGAAAAAGUUGAAGCGUUAUGCCUGGAAGAGGAGAUGGUUUGUGUUACGCAGUGGCCGUUUAACUGGAGAUCCAGAUGUCUUGGAAUAUUACAAAAAUGAUCAUGCCAAGAAGCCUAUCCGUAUCAUUGAUUUAAAUUUAUGUCAGCAAGUUGAUGCUGGAUUGACAUUUAACAAAAAAGAGUUUGAAAACAGCUACAUUUUUGAUAUCAACACCAUUGACCGGAUUUUCUACUUGGUAGCAGACAGUGAAGAGGAGAUGAAUAAGUGGGUUCGUUGUAUUUGUGACAUCUGUGGGUUUAAUCCUACAGAAGAAGAUCCCGUGAAGCCACCUGGCAGCUCCUUACCAGCGCCAGCUGAUUUACCGCUGGCGAUAAAUACAGCACCACCGUCCACCCAGGUGGAUGCCUCCUCAGCUGCUCCACCUCCUCCGUAUCAGCUAAUUAGCCUUCCACCACACCUGGAAACCCUUGGCAUCCAGGAGGAUCCUCAGGACUACCUCUUGCUAAUCAACUGUCAAAGCAAGAAGCCUGAACCCACCAGCCAAGGGUCAUCUUUUGUUUCUGAAGAAGGAGAGGAAUACCUACUGCUAGAAGAUUUUGAAAGCAAAACGAUUCCAUUGCAAACGCACGCUGAUUCUGCGAAAUCCACCCCUUCGGAGACAGACUGCAAUGAUAACGUCCCUGCUCAUAAAAAUCCUGCUUCCUCCCAGAGCAAACAUGGAGUGAAUGGCUUUUUCCAGCAGCAGAUGAUGUAUGACUCUCCACCGUCUCGGGCUGCAUCCGUUUCCGUAGACUCCAGCCUUUAUAACCUGCCCAGAAGUCACUCCCACGACGUCUUACCAAAGGUGUCUCCUUCAAGUACCGAAGCUGACGGAGAGCUCUAUGUUUUUAAUACCCCAUCCGGGACCUCGAGUGUAGAGCCUCAAAUGAGGCAUGUAUCUAUUAGUUAUGACAUUCCUCCAACACCUGGUAAUACUUAUCAGAUUCCACGAACAUUUCCAGAAGGAACCUUGGGGCAGACGUCAAAGCUAGACACUAUUCCAGAUAUUCCUCCACCUCGGCCACCGAAACCGCAUCCGGCUCAUGACCGAUCUCCUGUGGACACGUGUAGCAUCACACGCACAGCCUCUGACACUGACAGUAGUUACUGUAUCCCGACAGCAGGGGUGCCACCGUCCCGUAGUAAUACCAUUUCCACUGUGGAUUUGAACAAAUUGCGAAAAGAUGCUAGUUCUCAAGACUGCUAUGAUAUUCCACGAACAUUUCCAACUGAUAGAUCUAGUUCACUCGAAGGCUUCCACAACCACUUUAAAAUCAAAAAUGUAUUGACAGUGGGGAGUGUAUCAAGCGAAGAACUGGAUGAAAAUUAUGUCCCCAUGAAUCCCAACUCUCCUCCACGACAACAUUCCAGCAGUUUCACGGAACCAAUUCAGGAAGCAAAUUAUGUGCCAAUGACUCCGGGGACAUUUGAUUUUUCUUCAUUUGGAAUGCAAGUGCCUCCUCCCGCUCAUAUGGGCUUCAGGUCCAGCCCGAAGACCCCUCCUAGAAGGCCAGUUCCUGUUGCAGACUGUGAACCACCCCCCGUGGAUCGGAACCUCAAGCCAGACAGAAAAGGUCAAAGUCCUAAAAUUUUAAGACCCAAACCCCAUGGUUUAGAGCGAACUGAUUCACAAACCAUAGGUGACUUUGCUACAAGAAGAAAGGUCAAGCCAGCACCUUUAGAAAUAAAACCUUUGCCAGAAUGGGAAGAAUUACAAGCCCCAGUAAGAUCUCCCAUCACUAGGAGUUUUGCUCGAGACUCCUCCAGGUUUCCCAUGUCUCCCCGGCCGGAUUCAGUGCACAGCACGACUUCAAGCAGCGACUCACAUGACAGUGAAGAGAAUUAUGUUCCCAUGAACCCAAACCUGUCCAGUGAAGACUCGAAUCUUUUUGGCAGUAAUAGUCUUGAUGGAGGAAGCAGCCCAAUGAUCAAGCCCAAAGGAGACAAACAAGUGGAAUACCUAGAUCUAGAUUUAGAUUCUGGGAAAUCCACACCACCACGUAAGCAAAAGAGCAGUGGCUCAGGCAGCAGUGUAGCUGACGAGAGAGUGGACUAUGUCGUGGUUGACCAACAGAAGACCCUGGCUCUGAAGAGCACGCGUGAAGCCUGGACCGAUGGGAGACAGUCCACAGAGUCUGAAACGCCAGCCAAGAAUGUGAAGUGAAAACGCCGCUUUAACGUCUCUGAACAAAAGAGGGCCGAGCUGUAAGGAGAAAUCCUGUUUGACCGAAGAUAACUUGACCCUUGUACUCUAGGUAGAUCCUCAACGGAACAGAGUCGAAGUCAGAGGACCUUUCAGACUUAAUCAAGCCAUUGAGCGUGUAAAUGGUGCUUUGUGGUAUCUGAACAAUUCAUCACAUGUAAAUAACGUGGGAAAAUACUGUUGUUUGGUUCCCAGAGAAACAUUUGUUUCGUAGUUAACACACUUGUAGUAUUACUGUAUUUAUGCACUUUUUCAUUUAAAGCAUUGGUUUGGGUAUUCCCGAAUGGACCUUAACAUGAUUCUUUUGGGAGUUCUUGUUUUUCCUCACACUACUCUUAAGAACAAUGCUACGUGAACUAAGCUACUUUCCACUGGGAAAUUGCUCUUUCAGCUGCAGGGUAACAACGUGACGUGAGAAGUAGAUUCACAAUAUACCUUUCUACCUGAAACUUAACGGCGUAACCGUUAGCUUAAACUACAAAGUAGAGUUGGACUCAUCAUUCAUUGCCUUCUAAAAUGCUAAGCAUCAUGUACCUGCUGGUGUCAGGACUUUGUUCUCUGGUUCAUGGACAUUUGGUUUUCAGUGGUGGAACUUUCUUAUAUUUUGUUAAUUACAGUGUUUUGGGCUCAUUAAGUGAAGAUUCUGCCAGGUGGGAUCUUACACCUUGGAAAGAGUGAAUAAUCACACUAUCAAGUAAGCGUACAACUCACUGAUGGCAUGUGGUGACGAUGUGCUCUCACAUUUUCAACAUGUAUUAAACUUUACGUUCUUUGCAAAGUGUAGAUUAUAUAACUAAUCAGGUACGUACCAGGCACUGAUGUGCUAAUACACUAAUCAGGUUUAGACAGUGAGCUUUAGUUGUAUUCGUGUUAGUCCUCUAACGCUGGUUUCCAGUUUGGAAUUAAUGGCACAAUUGACAUUCACUGUUAGUUAUAGCAACAUACUGUGAUUUUUAAUUAGACAGUCAUUCAGAUUUAUUACUCUAAGAAUGAAAUUCUGUCUUUUGACACCAUAGUGCCCUUUCUAUGAUUUUUUUUAAACUUUACUUAAUAUUCUUCUUGGCCUUAUCCUAUUUAAAUCCCUAUGCAAUUAAUAUUUUAUAUCUGCAUUUUUUAAAAAAAAUAGAUGUUAUAUAAGUGAUUCUCAUAUGUAGCACCUAUUGCUUUACCAGUAAAAGAAUUAAGGAUUUUGUACUGUGAUUUAUAUUCACUGCCCCAAUUCAAGAAAUAUUGGAGCCUUGCUAUAAUGUGAAUGAAGUCUUAUAGUCACGGACCUCUUCCAACCAGAUUUGUGAAACCACCAGAGGUAUCGUAUAAUUCUGUCUCACCUAUAACAUGGUCCUAUAGCAAGACCACACAUUAUCUAUAGUAAGGCUACAAUUUAUCUGUCUUGGCUUUGCAAUGUAAUUUAGAAAGCAGGUAUAGUUAUUGGUUUGAUUGGUUUUUAACUAAGUUACAUACAAUCUCUUAUGUACUGAUUUGAGACUUACUAACAGUGUUUGGAGGGGGCAUAGAGAUUGAAGAGCCCACAGCUGAGGCAUGUUUCCCUCCAUGCAGACCUCUAACGUUGCCUGAGUACACAGAUGUGCCCUGAUUUCUGGCCCCUUGGUCACCGUACUGUGUCUAAUCAGUGUAAUGGGUUUAUGUCCCCUCCAUGAGCUAAAAACGUUCAUAACAAGAUGAAUUGUAGACAAGUAACAUUGGAUGGUUUUAAAUGUUUGCUUCUUUUUAAACAAAAACUAAAACCCAGAACUGGAUUUUGAGGUGGAUUUUUAAAUAAAAAAACAUUGUUUGCGUU